Porites lobata is the source of this 7826-nucleotide messenger RNA. The record is from the annotation of a GenBank genome assembly. Lineage: Eukaryota; Metazoa; Cnidaria; Anthozoa; Scleractinia; Poritidae.
AUGGAAUUUCUGUCGUUGAGUCGCAGACGUUCCUCCGUGCGAAACGUCCCCAGCGGCGAAGAGCGAGGAGAAACGGAUGUUUUCGCAGGCUACAGGAGUACCCAAAGGGAAAUUUUGAGAAACAACAACAAAGCAUGAAUAAAGCUUUCCGAAGCCAUUUUAAGCGUUUUGGGAGAUUGCUGGGGAAAAUUUAUCUCGUCCUCACUCCCAGCAAGACUGAUGGAAGAUUUCCCAGCCAGCAAAGUGCACCCAAAACCUGCAACCUGACUUACUGGGAAGUUCCCCAGUAGACGUAUGUCAAAACAUUACAGGCCAGUUUUGGUCUGGUCACAGGGCAAAAUUCAGACCUUCAGUGAGGGGGGGAGGGGGUUAGGUUCGGUUGGAAAAUGGGUGUGGCCUAUAAAAGGCGAAAUUCACUGCUUCAGUGGGGAGGGGGGGGUGGGGACAGUUUUCUGACUGGUUUGUCGGUCUUAAAAUAAAAUAGAGUCGUGCGUGGUAUUCACUCAGACUGAAUUUGUUUGUCAUUUCUCCACACAUUCCCCAGUUCUCUAGAAAACGUAUGACUAUGCAUUUAAUUAAUGACUGUUUAUUUUAAAGCAACAAAUGAGUGUUUAAAGAAAGGACUAUAUUGUCCCCCUGCUCUGAAGUGCGUCAAACAGGGGCAUAACUUUGUAUGCGGGUGCGAUCCUGGUUUCAAGGUUGUUGUAGAAGAAAACAAGAGGAAGUGUAAAGGUAUUAGUACUUCGUAAUCCCUUUGGUAAAUUGAUCGUGAGCCGAUCCCGUGGAGGGGGGGGGGGGGUACUUCCUAGUAAUAGGCUAAUUGGGAUGUGCCGCUGGAUGGUGUUGCAUUUUAAUCAGAGUUACUAGAACGGGAUCGUACAUUUUCGGGAUUGGGGGAUCAGAAAAUUCAGGAUUUAAAGAUGGGAAGACUUUUAUUUUAUUAACCUUAAACAAUGUGUCAAUUCAUUUCCGGAUAUAACAUUUUAAAGUAGAUACACAAACAGAAAGUUAUUAAGUUAGGAUCGCAAACUGAAUUACAUUUUCUCAAAAGUGACUAAGAUGGGGUCCAUAUUUGGCCACAGACUAGACCAUAAUGGGGUAGGGGCUCUGAGAGGCCAGCGGCACAUACCUAGAAAAAAAAUACCCCAAGUAACUUCCCCCCCACCCCCCGGGGAGGCCGAUGCUCACCGGGUGCCGUAAAUGAGACUUCCAUUCACUCACUAGACCGAACUUUUUCCGGCUUCAGAAAUGGUCUUUUUUGCGCUCUCGGGAAACUAAUAACAGAUUCGAUAAAUGAUUUUUUUAGCAAUGAACGCGUGUGAAAGGAAAGGACUAAACUGCCCCCCUGCUCUGAAGUGCGUGAAGCAGAAACAAGGUCAUGAAUGUGGGUGCAAUUCUGGUUUUAAGGUUGUGGGAGGCGGGAACGCCAGGACUUGUAAAGGUACGAGAACUGUUUAAUCAAUUUUAACGCUUAUAAUUGGAAUGAGAAUGAGCUGAAUUAGUUAAAAAAUAAUCAGUUGAUUACAAAUAUUUAAGCUACACGUUUAAUGAAAUUUGCUCGAACAGAAAUACCGAAGGCAAUUUAGUGCAACUUUAUUAAACUUGACCGUUCAGCAGAGAAAAGGCAAUUCCAGCUGUUUUUCAUGCGAUUCACAAUUCGCGAGGCUCAGGUCUGAAACUGGACUUAAGUGUGAAAUUCUGAACCGUUAAAAAAGAACACCCCGAUUCAGCCUCAACCUGUUAUAAUAACAAAAUGUCCCACGCCCCAGUCUACGCAUCAGACUGUUGUUGAGUUUCUUGUUUUCUGGUUUAUGGACGAGUACUUUGACCGACAUUAUUGAACGUGAAUCAAACAAGGCGGUUGAAUAGCCAACGUUUUAUAUAUCAAAAGCUAUCAUAACUUAGAGGCUUCAGGGUCAAAACUGCUAUCUUUUUACGACUCCACUUAGACUAAAUUUGUCCACCAUGCGACAAAUAUUGUAUGUAUUCUCUGACAUUUCCUGGGAUGUUAAGUGACAUCUGAUGCCUUUAUUAAUUGAUGACGUUUUUUUAGCAAUGAACGAGUGUGAAAAGAAAGGACUUAAUUGCCCCCCUGCUCUGAAGUGCUUGAAGCAGAAACAAGGUUAUGAAUGUGGGUGCAAUCCUGGUUUUAAGAUUGUGGGAGUCGGAAACAGAAGGACCUGCAAAGGUACGAUAAUCAUUAUUAUUUAGCUGAUGGCUUCUAACAAAAUGUAAGAUGUUGCGGGUCGCCCUAAGUCCCACAAUUCUCAGCUGUUUCGAAAAACACGUUAAUUGAAAGAACGCUUGUUUCUUUUAUUAACCUCAUUUUAUCCGAAUGAACUUAUAUAUUAUAACAAGACAAAAAAUCUCGUAGAGCUAAAUUGCCUUAAAUGUCAAAAGUGCUCAUACACCUCAUAGUCUCGUUCGAUAAACUUGCCUUCAGCAAUAUAUAAAAAUACGUAAAGAGUCCUAUUAGUAAAAUGUGUAAUGACAAAUAUAGUCAGAGUUCAAUUCUGGCAGCUUUGAGGAGAGGAGAAAUGCGCGCGUCGUCAAAUAUAUUUGCUGCUAAAAAUUUGAGUUCGCAGGAAAAAGCAAUGGAAUUGCUGUCGAUUUGUGAUGAGCAUGGGCAAAGUUAGUUGAAGAAUGAAAGAAUUUCUCACGACAAUGCAUUAUCAUUUCAGCCAUGGACGAGUGCGAAAAGGCAGGAGAGGUGUGUCCAUCUGCGCUACAGUGCUUGAAACAAGAGGACGGAUCUUUUGCAUGUGACUGCGAUGUUAACUCAAAGGUAGUAGGAGAGGGAGAUGCGAGGACUUGUCAAGGUACAGAUUAUUUCUAAAGGACCUGGCAGUCACAGGUUUUGUCCCAGUGACCAUGCCUAUUUCUGUUUGCUUUAUGAAUGGUUGAAAAAAAACUUAAUUACUCCACGAAGCCCAACCUCGUUCCCUCUCCUACUCGACCCCCGUGAGCCGAGUAGGAGAAGACCCUGGAAACGAGGUUAGAUAAAGCCAUUGUAGGUAAGGCAAACUAACAAAAAAAUAGUUGGCGCUUUGUGUUCACGUUUGAAUGCAAUCCGAUUUGCCUCCAUUGUAGUGUUUCUGCAUUCAUCUUCUGUUCGAGAUUUUUUCCACUUCAUUUUAUUUAAUUUUGCCAUGGUUUCAAAAGGGACAAUCAAGAUGCCUAAAACAACUUGGCUUAAUUACUUAAUUUAUGACUAUUCCAGUUAAACAAUCGAUAACUAACUUGUAUAUGAACUAAGAACGAUGGAAAUCUUGUCACUGGUGUAAACUACGUGUGUUAAGCUGAGGGCUUGGAGUGGCGACUCAGGGCCAGUUAUUUAACCGUAGUUUAGCCAGUGAUUAAUUAAAGCGCGUUCUAAGCCAUUUUCUAUGGGCCCUAUGGUUUUAUCUAAACACCAUUUAUUGUGAAAAGUUUUAUGAAAGCAUAUAGAGUAGACCAGAAAAGCAUUAUCUUCUUACUGAUAACAGACUAAAGAUGAGACCUGGAGGUCCAAAGAUUUGUUGAACCGUGGCUCAAGUUAGACUUCCUUUAAAUAACCGGCCCUAAGUAUUCAGCUUUUUGACACAAUUUUUCCAGCCUUGGACGAGUGCGACAAGUCAGGAGAGGUUUGUCCAUCUGAACUGUUUUGCCUGAAAAACGAGAACGGAACUUUCGCAUGUGGCUGCGAUGCUGACUCAAAAGUAGUGGGAGAAGGAGAUAACAGGACUUGUCAAGGUACAAUUCUUCAUCAAUUUAAGAGCAGGGGCUAUGUAACAAUGAAAGUUAAGGUGUUUCUACUCAGUUUUUCGGAGACCAGAGAUGUUUUGAAUUUUUACAAUCGCUAUAAAACUUUCACCACUUAGAGGUACUUUGGGCUGGAAUUUGUCAAAAAGUAACUUCAUUUAUAAUAAUUUAAAUCGAUAUUACCAUGACAACGAUAAACAAAACUCUUUGAAAGACGAAUUUUGUGCGAUCUCUACCUGCAAAUGAAAAUUCAAUGUCGGGAUUAUAAAGUGAAGUUUUUGGCAAGUAGCCUCCUUGAGAAUAAAAACCUCUGAGUAGUUGAAUUCAAAUAAAACGAAAAUAUAUUUUUAAAUUGUAUAUCUUCAUUAGACGUGAUAAAAGAUCACGUUUUAAAUAACUCAAUUUACUCUUUAAUAGCAUUUCUAGGAAAUUUGGUCGCGAUCUUGGAAACAAACCUUUUUCUACACUAAUUUCCACGUGCAAAUUUAUGCAAACUCCUAUUGAUUAUUCAAGCUCUUCCAUACAUCUCAAAAACAGUUCAGUAGAAUUCUUUAAAAAAUUUCUCACAUAACCUUCGUGAUGUGAAAAGUAACAUGUCAAACUUUCAUUAAAAUUCAUUUACUGUAUGCAACGCCUUCAAAUUCCAAGCUGAACCGCGCCUACGAACUUCACUGUUUUGACGUUCCCCCGGCUAAUUCUUUCAAAUUAGUGCGCACUACAUUCCUCCGUGCGAGUGAUUUUACGCAGAGUUUGAAUCUCAAACAUUCAGGUAGAGAUUUUGUUUUUAGCAUGUGCCUUGGUAUAUAUCUGAGCAUUUACCUUCUGGUUCCUCAUACUAAAGUUAUUUUAUUUUAAAAUUUUCCCAUACCUAUAUCAUCAUGGCCUUGUUUACAAGUAACUUCCUCUCCCGUUAUAAAUAUACGUUUCUAAUGCAGGCGUUUUGAAAGCGCCAAAGCAAAAAAUACAGCUUUAUAAAAUAUAAAUAAUGAUGCUGAAAGAUGUAUCAAUCAUGGAAGUAUGUAGAGAAUCUCUCGCUUUCCUCGAGAUUCAUCACUAAACCAGUACGAGACCCUGAUGAAUACUUCUACAAGCAAUAAAAACAUCUUGAAAAUGAAAAAAGCAAUUAAAAACUCACCUCGUUUAUCAUCUGCUUGCGUUGUGGAAAUUUACUCGUAAUCGCUCUUCCACGUGCAUUUUACAUUAUGUCAUGACGUAGGAGGAUAUCCCGGAUGGCGCUCCGCUGCGCGCGCGAGCUCCGCUAUUAUGAGUUUGCGCAGGAAGUUGAGUCAAAACUGGUCCCUCACGGAGAGAGUCCCGUGGUGCAAUUCGAAACAACAUCGAGCCAGUUCCACGAGCGCAACUUCAAAAUGGUCGAUGAAUGGUCUCUUAUCGUUUCCCACCGUUGGCCGGAAUAGAGAUUUUACAGCUGAGCUCGCAGCAGACUAUCAACUACACAAAUGAUUAAUAUAUAUCUCUUAAGAGAGAGCCGUGUACCCGAGUAGUAAACACCAUUCCUUGAAAGUUUGACAUGAUCCCACGCAUCCUGAGACAACUCAGAAGGGACUGGACUGGGUUUAAACCGUAAAUAUCGCCGAGUAACUAAAGUAUUCUUUCAAACAAUUUUCCCAGCUUUGGACGAGUGCGAAAAGGCAGGAGAUGCUUGUCCAUUUCCUCUGCAGUGCCAAGAACAAGAGAACGCAACUUUCGCAUGUGGCUGCGAUGCUGGCUUAAAGGUAGUAGGAGAAGGAGAUAACAGGACUUGUGAAGGUAUAGUUUUCACGAUAUUUUCAACAAGCAUUUUCCAAAAAGCAUGUAAUCACAAACUGAAAUUCAAUCAAUCUUAUUGAAAAACGUGUGCACUUUUCCUUCGAUCGGCAUGAUACAAACAGUGGAUAUGUUUUUCAAAAUAAACGGAAUUGCACUUAAUUAAGCACUUUAAUUUGCUCAGACAAUUGAAACCACUGAAUCCAAAAGAACUAAUGAUCCCUGACUAAGAGACAAACCCAAAUAAAAACUCAGAGUAUACUUUACUAACCCUCUCCUAAGCCAACCUUGACACUAAAAUCUUCUUUAGGACGAAGUAAUGGGUAAGGGCAGGGGUAGGUGGGUAAAUGUCCAGGAUCUUACACUGAUCCUACAAUUCUGCGAAAUUGACCACCUACCCCUCCCUUAACCCAACCUUAACAUUAUCACGUGCACUGUUUUAGGUUAGAGAAGGGGUAAGGGGUAUGUGAGCAGAUUUCAGAAUCUAAGUCUAAUACUUGCUCGAUAUAUUAUACAUGCUAGCUGAUGACAUUUACGAGUGCAGAAUUCAAGGUGAUGUUUGCCCUCCGACUCUCAAAUGCCUAAAACAAAAGAAUGGAUCUCACGUGUGCGGCUGCAAGAAGAAAGGCUACGUACUUAAAGGAGACGAUCAGGAACGGACUUGUGAAGGUAUAAGUGCUUAAUUUCAUUCAAACUGUUUUCUCGUACCAGCCUGCUAUUCUUACGAUCAUUUUAUGAUUUUGACACCAUUUUACCCGAGAAAUAGAGUAAAUUGUAUCACUGGAUAGGGGGUUUCAAAGCAGCUCGAGAACUGUGAGCUGAGAUGUACUCAAUCUCCUUUUGGUUGGAGUAAACUCGAACUCAGCUCCCUGGCUUUAAAAAAAGAGAUGGGAUCUGGUACUGGUGAGAAUUGGGUUGCUGAAAUUGUUUAGGAAGCAUAGGUCUCUUGUUCACCCCAUGUGGUUUUUUUUCUCAUUAUUGUCCGACGGAAAUUGGUAUGAUAGUGGAUGACUGCUGGCUAAUAUGCAGUGUCAUUUGUAAAAUUUGUGAUUUGGUGAGAUUACAAAUACGGCUAUCGCCUAUCAUCUCCACAUUUUAAUUGUUAAGGGCCGGUUAUCAGUAGUAGAAUCUGCUCUAUAACAUGCAUAUUUUUCAGAUUUAGACGAAUGCACUCAAAACCCAUGCGCUGAGAAUGAACAAUGCGUAAACGUGCCAGGAAAAUUUGAAUGCCUCUGUAAAGACGGAUACAUCAAAAAUGCCGGUAGCUGUAAGCCUGGUGAGUUCUAGCCUGUACACAGACGUUGCUUUAUUUCUCUUUUCGUUCUUUUCGAAAACAUUGGCGAGCGCAAGAGCCAACGCUGAGUGCGAAAAAGAUUAGUCGUUGACAUGAUGAUGACAGGAUAAUCGCCGCUCAGCCAAUGGUAACUUGCUUUUCGUGGUAAAGACAAGUUUCAGUUGCUUCCAAAGAUGUUUACUGACCGUCUAUUUUGUUCUUCCCCCACCAUUACCUCCUUGCGCUGGCGGUCAAUAAAUCCGUCGCGGUCUUUUUUUUUAUCACGCGCACUCGAAGGACUUAGAAGAGAAAAUAGAGGGUCUGUGAACAGGCUAGGUGAGUUCAUGUCCUCCACUAAACGAAAAAUUGAACACUUUCACGCCAUAGUUGCUCAACAGCGACGAAAAAUAUAUGUUAAAAAAUGUGCUGCAGUUUUUUGCCGUUCUCGUUGUCGUCGCCGUCGUCGUUGCUCAAACCCCGUAACAACUGCACGACAAGAAGGUAACACACAGUCGAUUGGAUUGUGGCGAAAUACUUUGUUUAAAAAUUGGACGGAGUAUUGAAUAAGCGAGUUUUUUACUUUUUGUUUUCUCUACAUCACUGCACUUCUUCAACAACAUCCUUUGCGCUGGGCUUGUGUUCGCAGUGACCCAUUCAAAGGAAGUUUUGCGCAUCCCCUGUCAGGAUCAUUCAGUAGAGUCAACUUUGUGUUUGACAUCGAGUAUCAUGUGCAAUACGUGUUACCGGAGUACUUUAAACACGUCUUGCACAUGCGUGAUGCCAAAGCCUUCCUAACAAUGUAAAAGAAAUCACACAUCACAAACGCUAGACUACGUGUUUCCCCUUAUACCAUUAUAUUGAAAUGACUUGUUUUUUCAUCAUCGUAGCUAAAUGUGUCAACGUCAAGUGUAAUGCGCACGAGAUGUGCCACGACGGAAUAUGCAGAUGUAAAAAGGGAUACACAAAGUCCAUGGCAGCAAAAGGAAAGUGCGUAAAAGGUGAGGUGCCUUUUACAAAGCUAGGACCCGAUAAUGGUAAAAAUCUUUGA